AUGGAGAAAGAAGAAGUUGAAGUUAUUUUUAUGCCAGAGUUUAGAACGAUAAACGUUAAGGCGAGAUUGUGUAAAAUACGAUUAAAAAUACCACCAUCAGUGCUGAACAGCUCUCGAUCUCUGCCUUCUUCCACUUUGACCACGUCUUCGCUAGCUUCUCAAGCUGGCAGAAAGCUCAAAGAAAUAUCAAUCAUUGUUGCUCAGCAGCUUGAGGCUUUAUCGAAAAUUUAA
Clunio marinus is the source of this 231-nucleotide messenger RNA. Lineage: Eukaryota; Metazoa; Arthropoda; Insecta; Diptera; Chironomidae. The record is from the annotation of a GenBank genome assembly.